Messenger RNA from Ogataea philodendri, 264 nucleotides. RefSeq lists its product as uncharacterized. The coding region runs from base 1 to 264 and encodes 87 amino acids. The transcript has a single exon. NCBI's taxonomy places the organism in Eukaryota, Fungi, Ascomycota, Pichiomycetes, Pichiales, Pichiaceae. The record is from RefSeq and is a predicted model, not a curated record.
AUGCUUUUCUCGAUAACUUCUUUAUCGUCCUUUGACUUCCCAACAAGCCAUUCUAAUAACUUAAUGUCCUCACCAAACCCAGAAUCGUCUUUAGGCUCGACAGGAACCUCCAAAAUCAGAGGAAUGUUUUCAAACCGAGAGUCGUUGGCCAACAAUCUGAAACACUCCAGGCCCAAGAACCCCCACCCAAGACGCUGGUGCAGAUCUCUGUUUGCCCCCAAUGGAGCUUUUGAGUCAUUAAUAUGGAGCGCACUCAGAUACUGA